CAGUGAAUCACGUAAAAAGUGUUCAAAGUUCUACAGUUAAAUAAGAAACUACGCAAAACAAAAAUGGCGUAUGAAGAACAGGGCACAUCCAAUAUAACCCAGACAUUAUCGAACUUGUUUGAGGAGAUGCUCCUAGCCACGGACGAUUCGAAAGAGAACGCAACUGUAGACGUAUCGAAGUUCCUUGUAGCUCUGAAAGACAAAUCGACGAAGAAUAGCCACGACUCGCUAGACUUUGGGACGUUAGUGAAAUUGGUCGACGGAUGGCGAUCGAAGCUGAACUUGACUAAGCCCACGGAGUCGUCUUGCAACUACUGCGAUGGCGGGAUCAGGGAUUGGGUGCUUGCGUACAACAGUAUACAUGGAUAUGUUAGCUUAAUUGUAUGUUUAUUUGGUAGUUUGGCAAAUUCGCUGAACGUUGCAGUACUAACGAGACGGGACUUGGCAGCGGCGCCUAUCAACCGUCUCCUCAAAUGGCUGGCUGUCGCAGAUGUAUUUGUUAUGAUGGAAUACGUACCGUUUGCCAUAUACAGAUAUCUUAUACUACCCGGUCAGCGUGAGAUGCCAUACAAAUGGGCAGCAUAUCUCCUCUUCCACAUGCACUUCACGCAGAUCUUUCACACCGCGUCGAUAUGCCUCACACUCUCGCUCGCAAUCUGGAGAUAUCUGGCUAUAAAAUAUUCAGACCGCAGCCACGUACUAUGCACCGAGAGACGCUGCAGUACUGCAAUCCUCAGCAGUUUCAUACUACCGCCCAUACUGUGUAUACCGACAUUUAUGGUUUUCGACGUACAUACAGCUGUCGUAUUGGAACCCAAUGGCCCUAUGAUACUCUAUCACGUAGACUCUGACGAAGAAGGUCAACUGUACCAGAUCAAUUUUUGGGUGCACGCAGUCGUCAUCAAACUUUUACCCUGCUUUAUACUGACAGUGAUAAGCUUAUGGCUGAUCAGAGAGGUUUACAGUGCGAAUGAGCAUCAGAAAAAAAUAAGAGUAUACAACGCUUGCCCGACAAAAGAUAAAAUAUUGUUGAAACGGCAAUGCAAGGGGGACAAGAGGACGAAUAGAACAACAAAAAUGCUGGUGGCCGUGCUCCUCCUAUUUCUGGUGACAGAGUUGCCUCAAGGGAUAUUGGGUCUUCUCAGUGGCGCGUUAGGUCGAUGUUUCUUCAAACGCUGCUACGAUUUGUUUGGCGAGCUAAUGGAUGCGCUGGCAUUACUCAACGGGGCUAUUAAUUUUGUGCUGUACUGUUCCAUGUCGAGGCAGUUUCGGAUGACAUUCAGGCAGAUGAUGUGGCGAGCGCAUUUACAUCGAUGGCCGCCGCCGCAGCCUUCGCAUUCAGAUGGUUUGAACACGGCUAAAACAUCGGUUCCAUGAAAUAGGAUGGUCAACCAGCGGCAAGAGUUUGUAAUGCAACAAUUUGUAUGAUAAUUUGUUUUAGAAAUGUCAGAUAGACGAUUCUGAUAAGACAAUCGAAUUUUGUAUGUAAAUAAGAAUAUUAUAAGACAAUGUGAUUUUACAGAAAAAAAUAACAUUUUUAUAAUGACAUUUAGCAUAAAUAUACCUCAAAACUGUGCUAGAUUGAUUCAUUAUC
Messenger RNA from Bicyclus anynana (squinting bush brown), 1594 nucleotides. It is a transcript of the gene NGR-A3, whose product is annotated as G-protein coupled receptor dmsr-1-like. The record is from RefSeq and is a predicted model, not a curated record. The coding region runs from base 64 to 1377 and encodes 437 amino acids. NCBI's taxonomy places the organism in Eukaryota, Metazoa, Arthropoda, Insecta, Lepidoptera, Nymphalidae. Gene Ontology annotation, molecular function: G protein-coupled peptide receptor activity. Gene Ontology annotation, biological process: G protein-coupled receptor signaling pathway. The transcript is spliced from 6 exons. Gene Ontology annotation, cellular component: membrane.